UCUUGUGGCGAGUAAGGUGCUGAUGCAUGUGUUUGAGAGACAAAUAUCAGAAACCAUGUAAUUAAAAAGCCGCAGAAAGAGAAGCUGAAAACAAAUCAGCAACAGCAACCAUGAGUCCUGCCAUCAGCAUAGCUCUCCUCCUGCUCUCUGCAACUGUUGUUGAGUCGUAUAAGUCUGCGGACCAGAAAGAAAAGAAGAAAGAUUUUCCCUCACAUUUAGAACAUUAUGAGGGGGAAAGAGCAGAAAACGGUGAAGAAGAGAUUCUGGAAAUGGAGCUUAUCUGUACAGGCUGUGUGUUUGCUGUGUCCCAAGUAGAGAAGAUAAUAGGCAACGAAAAGUCAAAGAAAAAAAUCGAGCAGCUGCUGAACAACGCCUGCAAUGGAGUGGGCAUCACGAUCAUCAGGUGGGCCUGCAAAACCAUCAUCGGUUGGUUCAAAAAUAAAUUGAUUGAUGGCAUAGCUAAUCAUGAGUCUCCCAGAUCAAUAUGUGUGAAACUGAAACUCUGCACGGAUCCACCUGUCCAUAGAUAAUACACAAAUGUACUCAUAAAGUUUCAGCUGUUUGCUCUAAGUAAUAUCUCUGUGUGCAUUUUAUUUUUGCCUUUGCAAUAAAAAUACAUUUUCA
This is a messenger RNA of Toxotes jaculatrix (banded archerfish), 624 nucleotides long. RefSeq lists its product as uncharacterized. Gene Ontology annotation, biological process: defense response to bacterium; lipid metabolic process. The record is from RefSeq and is a predicted model, not a curated record. NCBI's taxonomy places the organism in Eukaryota, Metazoa, Chordata, Actinopteri, Toxotidae. The coding region runs from base 111 to 530 and encodes 139 amino acids. The transcript has 4 exons.